UACUUUUACCCUAGUUCUCUACAAAGCCCCAGCUCCCGCACGAGAGCGAGCGAAGAGCGAGAGAGAGAGAGAGAGAGAGAGAGAGAUAGAUGAAGGUGGUGGCGUUGGUGAGCGGCGGCAAGGAUAGCUGCUUCGCCAUGAUGCGAUGCAUCGAUUACGGCCACGAGAUUGUUGCUUUGGCUAAUCUUAUGCCGAUGGAUGAUUCCGUGGAUGAAUUGGAUAGCUAUAUGUAUCAAACUGUUGGCCACCAAAUUAUAGUUAGCUAUGCGGAAUGUAUGGGGUUGCCCCUGUUUCGAAGGCGGAUUCGAGGAACGUCAAGGGAUCAGCGUCUUAAUUAUGCCAUCACUCCUGGAGAUGAAGUAGAGGAUUUGUUUAUUCUGUUGAAUGAAGUUAAACAACAGAUCCCUUCUAUUACUGCAGUAUCUUCUGGUGCAAUUGCAUCUGAUUACCAGCGGCUACGAGUUGAGAGUGUGUGCUCGAGGUUAGGCCUUGUUUCUCUGGCUUAUUUAUGGAAACAAGAUCAAACUUUCCUCCUUACAGAAAUGAUAAGAAGGGGUAUUUUAGCAAUCACUGUUAAGGUCGCGGCAAUAGGGUUGAGCCCUGCAAAGCACUUAGGCAGAGAACUUGCUGAUCUGGAGGUCCCACUUCUUGAACUAAAAGAGCGUUAUGGGAUAAAUGUGUGCGGGGAAGGAGGAGAAUAUGAGACAUUAACUCUCGAUUGUCCUUUAUUUAGUAAUGCAAGAAUUGUUCUGGAUAAAUAUGAUGUUGUACUGCACUCCGCCGAUUCCAUUGCGCCGGUUGGCAUUAUUCACCCUUUGGCUUUCCAUCCGGAAUACAAAAACGAAAAUUCAUCUCGUAGCAGUUCCAAUGACAAUGUUGUUUCAAACGGAUUGCACAAGGUACAUGAAGUUGAAGGAGAUUUUGUAUUACCUGAUAUUGUUAAAUGUCAGUCCUCAGAUUUGCCAUCUGAUGCUGAGAAGAAACUAGAAUUGUGUAUUUCAAACAUGGGGGGAGAAUUGUUUUCACUUGGUUGCUGGAUUCAAAAUCCUUCCAGAACAUCGAAGGGCCUUCAGGAUGAUUUGGCAUCAGUUCUUAGGAGAAUUGAGUUGCAACUCAGUGAAAAUGGUUUUGAUUGGUCGAACGUUCUAUAUGUCCACCUUUACAUUUCAAAUAUGGAAGGAUUUGCAUUGGCCAACGAAGUGUAUGUGAAGUUCAUUACUGAAAAGAAGUGCCACUUGGGUGUUCCAUCACGCAGUACGAUCGAACUGCCUCUGUUGGAGGUUGGCCUUGGUAGUGGGUAUGUUGAGGUUUUAGUAGCCAAAGAACAGAGCAAAAGAGUUCUUCAUGUACAGAGUAUAUCAUCUUGGGCGCCUAGUUGCAUCGGACCGUACAGCCAGGCAACUUUAUUCAAAGAAGUUCUUUAUAUGGCUGGUCAGUUAGGGCUUGAUCCGCCUACGAUGAUGCUUUCCCCUGGCGGUGCCACCGCCGAACUAGAACAGGCACUAAUAAAUUGCGAGGCAGUGGCCAACUGCUUCAACAGCUUUAUCUCCUCGUCGACCAUUCUUUUUGUUAUAUACUGUUCUUCGUGUCUGACAUCUACUGAGAGGGUUGAAAUCCAGCACAAAAUGGCACAUUACAUUCAACAAGAAGCCUCUAAUGUGCAUCAGACGAGGAGAAUGCCCAAUCCCAUUUUCUUAUAUAUCCUUGCACCAGAUCUUCCAAAAGGAGCAAGUGUCGAAAUAAAACCUGUCCUUUACGUCCCAGAAAAUGCUGAGGAUGAAGUUCAGAUCAGAGAAUCACGGCCAGCAUCGAAGAUAUCAAAGCAAUUGAACGAUUCCGCUUUACAGGUUUACGCCAUCAGUGGAAAGAUAUGCACAGUAUUAGUUUCGGUAACUAACGACUUCGUGAAAAAGAGUUGCUCCGAAACUGAUGUGAAAAGCGGGAACUGGCAUAGAUCUGAAAGGAACCUGCAAACUAUGGCGACGUUCUGCGUUGUGUUUCUCAAUAAAAUCCUCUCGGAGAACGACUUCUCGUGGGGAGACUUGAUAAAUCUGAGGUUCUACUACACAACUAAUCUUUUCGGAUCCGCGGACACACUAGAUAAGAUAUUCACCGAGGCUUUCGCCGAACUCUCUUUGGUUAACAAUUGCAUCAAGAUCGGCGAAACGCCGAGAUAUAACCUCGUGCCGGUCUUAGGCUCGGGACGAUCUGCGUCGAUGGACGACAUAAUCACCUGUGAAUUAUUUGCAUCAAAACUUUGAGAUUGUUGAUUCCUUGUUGUACUGCAAGAAAGAAAUAGCAUUUGUAAGUGUAAAAUAUUGUUAAUUGUUCAGUAAUUUAAGCUGUAAUCCUUAGGCGAAUCACCACCUUAUUUUUAAAUAAAAAUCCCUCCAAAUCCUUAGUUAUCAUCA
Ananas comosus (pineapple) is the source of this 2411-nucleotide messenger RNA. Its product is annotated as diphthine--ammonia ligase. Bases 90 to 2261 code for a protein of 723 amino acids. Lineage: Eukaryota; Viridiplantae; Streptophyta; Magnoliopsida; Poales; Bromeliaceae. The record is from RefSeq and is a predicted model, not a curated record. The transcript is spliced from 12 exons. Gene Ontology annotation, biological process: protein histidyl modification to diphthamide. Gene Ontology annotation, molecular function: diphthine-ammonia ligase activity.